UUCACAUUAUCCAUCAAUUAGUGAACACCUGUCUCUGUCCUGUACACAUUAAGGUCAAAAGUCUUGAGAUCCAGUUAUACACACAGUUCUGAGCUAAAGAAACAGAGAGAUGAGCGUGAACACAUUGUUGUGUUUAUGUUAGAUGUGUGUCUUUAUGGGUGACCUCAGAGAGAUUUUAGCUUUAUCAUCCUGGUCUGCUGAUGUUUCAUCACUCUCAUGGGUUGUUUUGAAAGCUGAGAGUGUAAAUAUCAGAUUGAUCGGAGCAGGUGACUCAAGAUUGUAACUGUAUAGCAUCAGACGGUCAGACGUCCGUGGCAUAUGGGACAAUCAGACGUAGACAGCACAGCUCAGUCAUUCGGUGCUAAACAAGUCUAUGGAAUGUCUUGGAAUAAGUAUGUUGUUAGUGAAAAUGGCACACAGACAGAAGCUACGUCCAUCACGACGACCCUCAACCCAGAAGAGAAACAAGUUGUUGGAGCACAGGUGAAUUCCGAGUCAGUGGUCUGUCGAGGGUACGAGGCAGUAACAGUGUGUGUGCCCGCUGAAAUGCCACCGGAUGUGCCGGUGACUGGCGAGUCAUUCUGUCAGUGCCCGGCUCAAACAGAACUCAACUCAGAUGUUCAGAUCAAUGCCAACACCCUCAGCUGCACCUGUGGAGAGGAAGAAGAAGGAUGUGAUUGGGUGUGGGACACUGACAGUAAAUCAUCCGGUGUGUCUUUGAGUUGCUCUAAUCGGACCGUGAGCUUCCAUUCGGAGUACAGCUGUGGAACGGCCGCCGUCCGGGGCUCACGAGCGCUCAGUGAUGGACAACACUUCUGGGAGAUCAAAAUGACAUCACCUGUUUAUGGCACAGAUAUGAUGGUUGGUAUUGGUACGUCAGAAGUGAACCUAGAUCAGUUCAGACACAGUUUCUGCAGUAUGUUGGGUACAGAUGAAGACAGCUGGGGUCUGUCAUACACGGGUCACCUCCACCAUGAGGGGUCAAAGGUGAACUUCUCCUCACGCUUUGGUCAGGGUUCAAUAAUCGGUGUUCACUUGGACACCUGGCACGGCACGCUCAGCUUCUACAAGAACCGGCGACGCAUUGGUGUUGCAGACACAAAUUUACAAAACAAACAUCUUUAUCCGAUGGUUUGUUCAACUGCAGCCAAGAGCAGCAUGAAACUCAUCCGCUCGCACUCAGUGCCCACCACCUUACAGUACCUCUGCUGCACACAGCUGCGCAACAUUCUGCCCGACUGCGCAGACGCUCUGCAUGUGCUGUCGUUGCCGCCAGGUCUGCUGCUGUCUAACCAACUAGGAUGGGUGCUAAACCUCGGCUGUGCAGACAGGAAAGACAAAGCUAUGCAAACAGAAGACCAAUACAUAAGCCCAAAGCAGUCCCGCACCCUCUCCAACAGUGAACGUGAUUUUAUUUUCCACAGUACAGAUGAGCUUCACUGUGAUUCUCCCUUUGGCGUUGAAGCCUCUGUAUAUCCUGAUGAAUCUUAUCAAGACUCUGUCUCUGUAAUGGAUGUUGCCUGUUACCUUAAUCCCUCCUCUUCUUCUGACCACGCCCUCUACUGUGGCUCCACCUUCCUCUCUGACCACACCUCCCCAUCUGACCCUACCUAUCAUCACACACUUGCUGUCUGUCCUAGCUGUGACUCUUCUCUGCCUAUUGUCAGUGUAAAUGACCCCAAGUCAUGCAAUCUUUGCCCCGCCUCCAGUUUACCAGGCCACACCUCCUUUGUGCCUGACUCCACCUCCGAUAGUGACUCAGAUGAAUUCUUCUCAGAUUUAGAGACAUGCCAAAGAAAACGCUGCCGCUGGACAUGAGAAACAAAGUUGUUUUUAUUGCAUGACUCUUUCACAUACUUAAUGCUUAUGAAAGCACAGAGGAUUUAGUUAUUUGCAGAUAUGAAAAUGUAAAAUAACAUUUUUUCUUAUAACAAGUUUGCUUAUAAAUUUGAUAAUUUUCAGUGCCAAUAUUUCUAGUCACGUGACACUGUUUUGCUGAAAGUUUGAGAAUUAGAUGGAAAAAUAUUGAAUUUAAACAGUAAAAGUCGAUCAAUGCCAAACAUUUGUCAUCACUGGAGUAUUUUUCAGUAUUCUCUGAAGCUCUUUGAUUGGGUUUGAAAUAUUUUGUUGUGUGGAUUAUUUAUGAGGAACCUCAAAACCACACAGAUCUGUUCAAAUAUAAUUUCUAUGUUGUAAAAUAAUUUUCUAUGUUAUUGUAAAGAUUUCAGACAUGAAGAUACAGGAUAAAAUGAUGUUAUACCUCAACUUUUAUAUAACAAAUAUCUAUUUGCACAAGACUAAUAAAUAAAUUGCCUUUGCUGAGGUCUGAGUAUGACUUUCUGAAAUCUCAAAUGAUGACAUCAUUGAUCAAUAUCUGAGCCAAUCAAUCAGUCAAUUAUUGUGGCAGUAUAACGUAAUUUUAACCAAAUCACUACUACUCUAAAUACAUAUCUGAUGUUUGAACCCUUUAGUUUGUGUAUUGCAUUGAUUUUAAGGUAUGUAUUUAUUUAUUCUUUUUCCGUCUCUUGUGUUUAUGGUUUAUUAUGAUAUUAUAUUGUUUGUUAUAUACUGACUGUCUAAGAGUAACAAGUAAAUACAUUUUGUACUUUUUUCUUAUCGAUUCCUUAUCUGAAGCAAAAAAUUAAACCAAACAACAUGA
Messenger RNA from Misgurnus anguillicaudatus (oriental weatherfish), 2659 nucleotides. The record is from RefSeq and is a predicted model, not a curated record. Lineage: Eukaryota; Metazoa; Chordata; Actinopteri; Cypriniformes; Cobitidae.